This is a messenger RNA of Amphibalanus amphitrite, 2857 nucleotides long. Its product is annotated as OTU domain-containing protein 7B-like. Bases 269 to 2254 code for a protein of 661 amino acids. The record is from RefSeq and is a predicted model, not a curated record. Gene Ontology annotation, biological process: protein K48-linked deubiquitination; protein K11-linked deubiquitination; protein K63-linked deubiquitination. Gene Ontology annotation, cellular component: nucleus; cytoplasm. Gene Ontology annotation, molecular function: cysteine-type deubiquitinase activity; K63-linked polyubiquitin modification-dependent protein binding. The transcript has 10 exons. NCBI's taxonomy places the organism in Eukaryota, Metazoa, Arthropoda, Thecostraca, Balanomorpha, Balanidae.
AGGUCUUAGAGGUUAAUAAGGGUAAAACUUCAGUUUCAGUUAGUUGUCAUUUGUAUGACAUUUGAAUUUUGAGUUUUGCAUUAUUUUGUUACUGUUGCUCCCUUAAAAAAUGGUGGAAUCUGAAAACAGGGUGCCAGACUCGGAGGGCACAUUAGGUCACAUGACUUCAAAGAACUUCUCCCCCUCUUGCUGCCUACCACUGGGUUUUCUACAACAGUGAAGUAGCCAGCGUAUCCAAUGAGGACUGAGGCCAUUGUUUUGUCAGACAAUGGAGUCACUGCUGCUGUCCGAGUUUGUCAACUCAACUGGGGCUGAGCCAGGACUGGCCAGAGACCUCCUGGAAGACCAGCACUGGGACCUAAAGGCAGCCACCCAGGCAUUCUACUAUCUCAAGGGCCUGAUGCCGGCUCCUCUGCCUGUAUCGGCGCCGGAGGGUGGCCACGCGGGCAAACUGCAGCGAGCCGAGGCUGUGGAGAUACUGCCUUCAGAACAUAAGCUGGGCAGGGGCAUCUCUCGCGCCACCGACAAUGUACGUCUGGUGUCCGAGGCCCGCUCGCAGCUGGCGCGCCAUGACGUGCUGGACGGCGGCGGCGGCGGUCAGGGAGGCCGCCCGGGCGCGCCGCUGGACGCCCCCGACCACACCUUCCUGCUGCCGGAUAUGACCAACUUCGAAGACGGGUUCCGCCGGUUCCUGGAGGAGGACCUGCUGGACCGCGGCACCCUGGUGUCGCUGGAACAGGCCGGCCGGCUCAACUGGUGGGCGGACGCCGGCGUGUGCCCCCGGCUCUGGCCGCUGGCCACCUCAGGCGACGGCAACUGUUUGCUGCACGCGGCCAGUCUGGGCAUGUGGGGGUUCCACGACCGUCUGCUGACGCUGCGGAAGGCGCUGCGCCCCUACAUGACGGACGGACCGCACGUGGCCGCCUUCCGGCGCCGCUGGCGCUGGCAGGUGGCGCAGCAAAACACAGAAGCAGGUCUGGUGUACUCUGAAGAGGAAUGGGAGCGUGAGUGGAAAAACGUCAUCACGAUAUCCUCCAGCGACCCGCGACAAAACGGAGACAGCGCUCAGUGCCGUGAGGAGACCCUGAACGGCGGGCCGCCGCCGCUCUCCGUGUACGAGUCGCUGGAGGAGAUCCACGUGCUGGUGUUGGCGCACAUCCUCCGGCGACCGAUCGUCGUCGUCGCCGAUACCACGCUCAAGGAUGUGAACGGGCAGCCGCUGGCGCCCAUCCCGUUCGGCGGCAUCUACCUGCCGCUGGAGAUCCCGCCGGCCGAGUGCCACCGCUCGCCGCUGGCGCUCGCCUUCGACGCCGGACACUUCUCGGCACUGGUCGCCAUGGCAACAGAGUCGACGCCCGUCUCCAAGGCAACCGGUGCGGCGGCGGACGGCGGUGCCGGGGACGCGGCGGCGCCCGGAGCGGCGGGAACGGAGGAUACCAACGCCGUGGUGCCGGUGACAGACCCCGACGGCGUGCUGCUGCCCAUCCAGUUCGUGGUCGACCCGGGCCCCGACGUGGCCUGGGGCAGCGACGAGACGGACCCGGUGACGCAGGCGCGGCUCACGCUGCAGCCGCAGCACAAGCUGAGCCUGCUGCGCGAGUACCUGGACGUGGCGGAGCUGCCGCUGCGCCGCUCGCCGCCGCCGGUGCCCCCGCGGCCCGAGCGGCCCUCCUCGGCAGCUGAGCUGUCGGCGCCCGGCAGCCGCCGGCCCGACAACGCCAACCUGCAGCUGCAAACGGUCGUCAAACACAUGGGCAGCAUCGGCAAGUCGAUGGGCAAGAAGAUCCGGGAGAACCUGGGCAGUCUGACGCAGCGUGUGGGCGCGGCGCCCGGCCGGCGGCGCGGCUCGACGGGCGAGGAGCCGCCGCGGCCGGCCGCCACCGGCUCCGCCGCCGCCGGCACGCGCUGCCACUGCCUGCUGGCGGCCCGGCUGGACACCAGUCGACAGUACGAGUACCACUCGGACAUGAUCAAAAACUACCUGGCGUCGGCGCGCGCGCGCUUCGCCGAGCUGGAGCGGUCGCGGCGGGAGUGCGGCUGCGGCUCGGCGCCGGGCGCGCGGCCCGAGCUGGGGCGCGCGCACGGUGUCGGCCGCUCCACGUUCUACGCCGGCCCGGACCCGGCCGAGUACGCGCGCACGCGCACCAUGCCGCUGGUGCCGCGGCUCGGCCAGCCGGAUCCGACGCUGUAUCUGAGCCGGUCGACCUUCUACAGCGACCGGUACCCGCCGCGGCCCGGCGACGCCGCCCAGUGACACCGGCCGCCGCGGCCGCCGCCUUCAGUCACUGUGUUCAGCCGGCCUGCACCGGGCCGGCGCCCCCCAGGCCCUCCGCCGCCGCGGAGCGUGCCCUGUGUUCCUGCGCCCAGGAGCGCCUCUCUGGCUUUCAGUUGUUACGUGCAAACUGCGAACCUCCUACUCCAUAGAUCUGUAAUGUUGCAAUCAAACAUGUGUUGGUCAGACCACGCGCACGAUCUAGUCGUUUUACUCACAGUCUCAACAGUCUUUUAGAGCUUUGUUGGUCAGGUCUAGCUAGACACUGCGUCGGCAGGCGCGCCCGUUCGGCCGCGCCGUCUGCUCUCUCGCAGCUCUCUAUGGUUGUGCCGGCCGCCGCGCCGCCCGGACCGCCUCCCUCGGCCCGAAGUGCCUGACGGCGCGCUCCGCGACCCGCCCGCCCGGCCGUGGGCCAACGUCUUCCGGUAGUGGGCGGAUUGGCGCCGCUGUCGCAUCGGCAAUCUCGCGUACAGAGUCUCACUAGCCACGGUGGAGGGCUGGGUCACCCCCAUCGGUGACGGAGUGUUUCUACUUGUUUUAGUGUAUCGCACGAUAUUGUGACAUCGGUAAUACAUCAGUGAACUA